GGCGACAUUAUUUUCGACAUGCAGCAAAGUCACGAUGCAAUAAAUGUUGCAGUUUCUAUGAAAAAUGACUGAAAGUACCGUCAGCACUGAAAAAGUUAAUAGCUCUUCUACAAAAGAAACUGUCAGCUUAGAUGAAAGGAAAACAUCAUGGAAAUCAAUAUGGAUUUGUAAUGUCGUAUGUGUCAUGACAGGUGUGCAAUUCUCAAUAUUCUUCACAUCCAUGUGGCCAUACUUGAAUGGAUUAGAUACCUCUGCUAAUUUGGAAUUUUUUGGCUGGACAACUGCAUCGUAUUCGAUUGGUUCCACAAUUUCCACCACCCUUUUCGGUUUCUGGAAUCAAAAGACGAUGUCAACUAAGUACCCAGCUAGCUUGGGCAAUUUGCUGAUGGCACUCGGCAAUUUGCUGUACGGUCUUCUGCCAACUCUCGGUGCAAAAAAGUGGUUUAUGCUUUUGGCGCGUUUUGUUGUCGGCCUUGGCUCAGGUCACCUAUGCGUGUUACGGACGUAUGUAGCCACAGCAAGUAUACCUCGUGAUCGUGCCAAAGCCUUAUCUGUCACCAUUGGAUCUUUUGUAUUUGGGCUAUCAAUUGGGCCAGCACUGCAGGCCUUAUUUACUCCUCUUGGUCGGAGCGGCUUUCAAGUUAACAUUGUUAUUAUAAAUAUGUAUACGUUGCCAGCAUUUUUAAUGGUUAUCGUAUCAUUCAUAUCUAUCGUUUCCCUCUGUACUGUUUUUACCGAAAAUUAUUCUGGAAUCUUGCGUUCCGAUAAAUCCGAUAGGUCAUUAGACGUUGUGAUACCGAAGUUCGACCGAGUCGCCGCCGCAAUUUGUGUUUACUUGUGGUUUACAAUGCAAAACAUUGGGACAAACAUUGAAGUGAUGGCGCCUCCCCUCACGAUAGCGAUGUACAAUUGGACUGAUCACCAGGCGGUACUUUACAACGGUAUUAUUCAAUCUAUUAGUUGUGUUAUUAAUGUCAUAUGCUAUUUUACAAUUGGUUUCACAUCUCUGCAACAUCGCGACAAAAGACCGAUGAUACUAUUCGGCUUGACGUGUUUUACUGCUUACCACGUUAUCAAUUUACCGUGGCCUUUCUAUACGGAAUAUUUGGAUUUCAUGAAAAUAGCUCCCAAUUCAACGACCGAAGAUACGACCUAUAGCGGAGGUUGUUUUCAGCGAUAUCACUGGUGUGCAUAUACAACUAGAGUACCUUUUCUCCUGUAUAGUUUUGCAGCUACAGUUCUUUUUGGACUAGCAUUUCCAUUUUUAGCUUCACCCGUCGGUACGCUCUAUUCCGAGGUACUCGGACCGAGAAGACAGGGCUUAAUGCAAGGCGUGUUUGAAUUCUUUGGCAGCUCGGCUCGAUUCCUUGGCCCAAUUAUUUCUACGACCAUAUUCGAGAAAUCCGGAUACUUAUGGCCAAUGCUAGGACAACUAACGCUAUUGAUCAUCGGUAUCGUUGUGACUAUUACGUUUCGACAAAGAAUGGUUCCAUUACGUAUGAAACCUGAAAUUGGUGUUCCGACAAAAUACAAAUUUGGCACGUUUUACCGACUUUAAAUGAUAAAAAUUGCUUUCUCUGUAUAACAUGCUUUGGGUGGAAUAUGUGUCAGCAUUCUUUGCGGUGAGAAAUAAAUUCAAGAAC
Loa loa (African eye worm) is the source of this 1643-nucleotide messenger RNA. RefSeq lists its product as hypothetical. Gene Ontology annotation, biological process: transmembrane transport. Gene Ontology annotation, cellular component: lysosomal membrane. NCBI's taxonomy places the organism in Eukaryota, Metazoa, Nematoda, Chromadorea, Rhabditida, Onchocercidae. The transcript has 11 exons. Gene Ontology annotation, molecular function: transmembrane transporter activity. The record is from RefSeq and is a predicted model, not a curated record. The coding region runs from base 65 to 1558 and encodes 497 amino acids.